AUGCCGGCGAGGCCCCCGGUGGGCGCGGCGCCAGGUGAACGCUUACCUGGGGCCGUCUCCUUCGCCUCUCCUCUCACCCCGCCGCUGUCCGCGACCCCCACAGGCUCUCAGACCCCAGCCCAGCCUCCGCCGGGACUCUGCGUGCGUCCUGCCCUGGUCACGUCUGUCCGGCGCGCCCUGUCCUGCCGAUCAAGCGCCAAGCUGUCCUACUCCCUGGAGACUUGUCCUGCGAAGCCUCCUCAGCUGGAGUUGACAUGGGUUCUGGUCUGGAUCUCUUUGCCAUGGCUCAAGCUUCUGACUGGGCGAGAGGUCCUGACGCCCUUCCCGGGACCAGGCACAGCUGCAGCCCCGGUGCAGGGAGGCGCCCACCUGAAGCAGUGCGACCUGCUGAAGCUGUCGCGGCGCCAGAAGCAGAUGUGCCGCCGUGAGCCGGGCCUGGCCGAGACCCUGCGCGACGCGGCGCACCUGGGCCUGCUGGAGUGCCAGUUCCAGUUCCGACAAGAGCGCUGGAACUGCAGCCUGGAGGGGCGCAGCGGCCUGCUCAAGAGAGGUUUCAAGGAGACAGCCUUUCUGUACGCAGUGUCCUCGGCCGCCCUCACCCACGCGCUGGCCCGGGCCUGCAGCGCUGGCCGCAUGGAGCGCUGCACGUGUGAUGACUCCCCGGGUCUGGAGAGCCGGCAGGCCUGGCAGUGGGGCGUGUGUGGCGACAACCUCAAGUACAGCACCAAGUUCUUGAGCAACUUCCUGGGGUCCAAGCGAGGGAGCAAGGACCUUCGGGCGCGGGCGGAUGCCCACAACACCCACGUGGGCAUCAAGGCUGUGAAGAGUGGCCUCAGGACCACGUGUAAGUGCCACGGCGUGUCGGGCUCCUGUGCCGUGCGCACCUGCUGGAAGCAGCUCUCUCCGUUCCGAGAGACCGGCCAGGUGCUGAAGCUGCGCUACGACUCAGCUGUCAAGGUGGCCAGUGCCACCAACGAGGCCCUGGGCCGCCUGGAGCUUUGGACACCCACUGGGCCCGGCGGCCCAGCUAAGGGCCUAGUGCCCCGGUCCGGAGACCUGGUCUACAUGGAGGAUUCACCCAGCUUCUGCCGGCCCAGCAAGUACUCGCCGGGGACGGCGGGCCGAGUGUGCUCCCGGGAGGCUAGCUGCAGCAGUCUGUGCUGCGGACGUGGCUAUGACACCCAGAGCCGCCUGGUCGCCUUCUCUUGCCACUGUCAGGUGCAGUGGUGCUGCUAUGUGGAGUGCCAACAAUGUGUGCAGGAGGAGCUGGUGUAUACCUGCAAGCACUAG
Messenger RNA from Elephantulus edwardii (Cape elephant shrew), 1290 nucleotides. It is a transcript of the gene WNT9B, whose product is annotated as wingless-type MMTV integration site family, member 9B. The transcript has 7 exons. Lineage: Eukaryota; Metazoa; Chordata; Mammalia; Macroscelidea; Macroscelididae. The record is from RefSeq and is a predicted model, not a curated record. Gene Ontology annotation, molecular function: frizzled binding; cytokine activity. Gene Ontology annotation, cellular component: extracellular region. Bases 1 to 1290 code for a protein of 429 amino acids. Gene Ontology annotation, biological process: canonical Wnt signaling pathway; cell fate commitment; multicellular organism development.